Messenger RNA from Populus euphratica (Euphrates poplar), 1431 nucleotides. Its product is annotated as phenolic glucoside malonyltransferase 1-like. The record is from RefSeq and is a predicted model, not a curated record. Lineage: Eukaryota; Viridiplantae; Streptophyta; Magnoliopsida; Malpighiales; Salicaceae. The transcript has a single exon. Bases 1 to 1431 code for a protein of 476 amino acids.
AUGGCUCCCCAUGAUUCUGUGAAAAUACUGGAGCUCUGCCAAGUUGCCCCGGCCUGCAACUCACCCGAAUCAAUCACUGAGCUCUCUCUUCCUCUCACCUUCCUAGACAUUGCUUGGUUCAAAUUUCCUCCAGCUCAGCAAAUUAUAUUUUAUGAGCUCACCGACUCAAGUCCAACCUUCUUCAAUUUAGUAAUCCUCCCCAGGCUCAAAAAAUCACUCUCCCAAACACUAUUCCACUUUCUCCCACUUGCUGGUCACCUUGUGUGGCCAGAAAUCUCCCCAAAACCCAUCCUCUUAUACACUCCAAAUGAUACAAUUUCACUCACCAUAGCCGAGUCAAAUGCAGACCUGAGUCAUCUCUCAGGGAAUGAAACUCGGCAAGCCAUCAAAUCGUUUCCAUAUAUCCCUGAGCUGCCUACAUCUGACACUAAAGCUUCAGUGAUCGCUUUGCAAAUAACAUUGUUUCCUAACAAAGGGUUUUCUAUUAGCAUUGUUUGUCAUCAUGGAAUUCUUGAUGGAAAAUCUGCUACAACUUUCAUCAAGGCAUGGGCCUAUAUAUGCAAACACCUAGAAUAUGAUCAACAACCUUCGUUACCUAGUGAGCUUACCCCUUUUUUGGACAGGGGAGUUAUCAAGGAUGCAUAUGGACUUGAACUGAACUUCUUGAACCAAUGGUCGGCACUGACCAGGUCGGAUACAAAGUCCGACUCUCGAAGCUUGAAGUUGGUGUCAAACAUGGCAGUGUCACCUGACUUAGUACGAGCCACAUUUCAGUUGACUCGUGAAGACAUAGAGCUCUUAAGGGAAACAAUAUCAUCCCAGUUGGAAAAGGUCCAUAAAGAAGAGCUAAAACCAACAAAACAAAUGGACUAUUUGUCAACUUUUGUACUUACAUGUGCUUACACAGUAGUUUGCAUGGUAAAAGCCAGAGGAGGGGAUAAUAAUAGAAAGAUUUACUUUAUAUUCUCAGCAGAUUGUAGGGGCAGAUUAGAUCCUCCGAUUCCACAAAAUUAUAUUGGAAACUGUAUUAGCAGCCAGCACAUUGUUAUCAAGGCAGGAGUUUCCAUGGAGGAAUGUGGAGUUGCAAUGAUAGCAGAGAGGAUUAGUGGCACGAUAAAAGGGCUAGAGAGAGGACUUUUUGAAGGAGCUAAGGAGAGACUACUUGAACUGGCUUCUAUAGAACCGGGUGCAGAAAUCAUUGGGGUUACUGGAUCCACCAGAUUUGAGGAUUACAGCUGGGAUUUUGGAUGGGGAAGACCCAACAAAGUGGAGUUUACAGGAAAUGCUAGGGGAGGAGUUAUUUCUUUGGCAAGGAGUAGAGAGGGAACUGGUGGUGUUGAGAUUGGUUUGGCUUUGAAGAGGCAUGAAAUGGAAAAUUUUAUUUCGUUCUUCGUUAACAACCUAAAGAAUUCUAGGCAAAUCUCAAAAUAG